This is a messenger RNA of Loa loa (African eye worm), 960 nucleotides long. RefSeq lists its product as hypothetical. The transcript has 7 exons. The record is from RefSeq and is a predicted model, not a curated record. Gene Ontology annotation, molecular function: RNA polymerase II transcription regulatory region sequence-specific DNA binding; DNA-binding transcription factor activity, RNA polymerase II-specific. Gene Ontology annotation, cellular component: nucleus. NCBI's taxonomy places the organism in Eukaryota, Metazoa, Nematoda, Chromadorea, Rhabditida, Onchocercidae. Gene Ontology annotation, biological process: regulation of transcription by RNA polymerase II; neuron differentiation. Bases 1 to 960 code for a protein of 319 amino acids.
AUGCGACAGGAGAGUGGGACAGUGUAUCUAUGCGGUAAAUGUGAAGAGCCCAUUCGUGAUCGAUUCGUCCUCAAAGUGCUCGAUCGUUCAUUCCACCCUCAGUGCUUACGGUGUGUCCAUUGUGAACAGCUUCUCUCAUCAAAAUGUUAUUUGAAAGGUGGUCAACCGUAUUGCAAGGAUCAUUUUUACAAACGAUUUGGUACCAAGUGUUCAAUGUGUGAUGAAGGAAUCUGUCCGGAUAUGGUAGUGAGGAGGGCUAAUGAGCAUGUUUAUCACGUUUCCUGUUUUCAAUGUAUCAUCUGCAAACGCGAGCUUCGAACUGGUGAAGAGUUUUAUUUGAUACCAACUGACGGACGUUUGGUUUGCAAAUCUGAUUAUGAAAUGGCUAAAACCAAAGAAACAGAUAUUGACUCAAAUACAAAACGGCCGAGAACUACGAUAUCAGCCAAAAGUUUGGAAAUAUUGAAACAAGCUUAUCAAGCAAGUUCGAAACCAGCAAGGCAUAUUCGAGAACAGCUGGCUGCUGACACUGGUCUUGACAUGAGAGUUGUUCAGGUUUGGUUUCAAAAUCGCCGAGCGAAAGAAAAACGUCUAAAAAAAGACGCUGGACGUCAAUGGGGAACAUAUGGUAUAACCAAAAGCCUAGAUAGUGGUAGUGCAUCACCUAACGAUAGCAUUUGUGAAAGUCCGGUUUACGGAGCAGGAGGAUAUUUGGAUACGCCUCUAGAUGCUGACACUCUGGAUACUGAUAGGCAAUUGGAUCUUGGAUAUGGUGAAAUGGAUGGCGGUUACAGUUGUGGAAUGGAUGGAAUAUUGGCCCCAGCUAGUUCACUGCUUGGUCUUAAUUCUUCUUCAGCUAAAAAUCAACUUGAACAACAACAACAAAACCUACUCUUUAUGCAUGUGCAGUCCAGUACGAUUUCUCGUAACAACCCACAUCUCGAGCCACAAUUCCCGUGA